Molecule: messenger RNA, 1701 nt
Organism: Cuscuta europaea
Lineage: Eukaryota; Viridiplantae; Streptophyta; Magnoliopsida; Solanales; Convolvulaceae
Source: the annotation of a GenBank genome assembly
AACAUUCUGACUCUAUAUAUACUCCGUACAUUUUAAUCUAUGGCUUUCCGCCAUCAUCUGCUCUUCCAUCCCCUCACGGUCUCACCUAACUCGCCGCACCUUGGCGUAAUUCGAUCUCUCAUACCGGAAAACAAUCGGAAUACAGUCGGCGUCGGUAUGGCUUUAUCUACGCAGCGCAGUGUUAACCUUCUGAAGCCUCUGUCAACAGCUGUCUCGUACAUCCGCCACCUGUCUUCGUCCGCUGCUAUCACCGUCGAGACCAACCUCCCUUUCAGUGGCCACAACAUUGAUCCUCCGUCUCGCUCCGUCGAGACCUCCCCUAAGGAGCUUAUGACCUUCUUCCGAGAUAUGACUUUGAUGCGCCGUAUGGAGAUCGCCUCCGAUUCUCUAUACAAGGCCAAGCUCAUCCGCGGCUUCUGCCAUCUCUACGACGGCCAGGAAGCCGUGGCAAUAGGUAUGGAAGCCGCGAUUACGAGAAAGGAUUGCAUUAUUACCGCUUACAGGGACCACUGUAUCUACCUCGGCCGCGGAGGAACUCUACUCGAGACGUUUGCAGAGCUUAUGGGGAGAAAAGACGGCUGUUCGAAAGGGAAAGGGGGUUCUAUGCACUUCUACAAGAAGGAGAAUGGAUUUUACGGUGGCCAUGGUAUUGUGGGGGCUCAAGUUCCCCUAGGUAUUGGAUUAGCUUUUGCACAGAAGUACUCAAAAGAAGAACAUGUGAGCUUCUCAAUGUACGGAGAUGGUGCUGCAAAUCAGGGGCAAUUGUUUGAGGCGUUGAACAUGGCAGCACUCUUGGAUCUGCCUGCUAUUCUUGUUUGCGAGAACAACCACUAUGGCAUGGGGACAGCAGAGUGGAGGGCAGCAAAAAGUCCUGCCUAUUAUAAGAGAGGGGAUUAUGUCCCUGGUUUGAAGGUCGAUGGUAUGGACGUGCUUGCUGUGAAGCAAGCUUGCAAAUUCGCCAAGGAGCAUGCUCUGAAGAAUGGACCACUUAUUCUUGAAAUGGACACCUAUAGGUAUCAUGGGCACUCCAUGUCUGAUCCUGGAAGCACAUAUCGCACACGUGAUGAGAUCAGUGGAGUGAGACAGGAGCGUGAUCCAAUUGAAAGAGUCAGAAAACUUAUACUAGCUCAUGAUAUUUCCACUGAAAAGGAGCUAAAGGAUAUUGAGAAGGAAGUCAGGAAAGAGGUAGAUGAAGCCAUAGCUAAAGCUAAGGAGAGCCAAAUGCCAGAUCCCUCUGAACUUUUUACCAAUGUAUAUUCCAAAGGGCUAGGAGUUGAGGCAUUUGGAGCAGACAGGAAGGAAGUGAGGGUAACACUUCCCUGAUGAGGAAGUAUGAACAAGGUCUGAUCAUUUGGCUUCUCUCUAAGAAAAGAUUAGAAGAGUGGUUCAGAGAAUAACAAAUAUAUAUUAUUCGUAAAACAUUCAGUUGCCACAUUCCUUUUUGCACCAUUGAUUCUUUGCAGUUAGGUAGCUCUUUUUUUAAAUGGCUAAAUAAUGAAUCAAAAUACUCUAAUGUGCAUUAUGGAGCUCGAAGAACCAGCUCUACUUUGUAUUCUUUCUUAGGAUAUACUCCGUAUUUACUUAUAUUAUGGAUACCAUAUAUGCAAAAAAUAUUGGUGAGGACAUAGAGCUGAUUAUUUCAGUUCACAUCAUUUGGACUGUUAUUAUCUUUUUGAUGAAGAUGUAUUGAGUUCGAUGCUA